AUGUUCAGAUCGAGUAAAAUUGAUCAUAAUCAUAAACCAAGUUAUCAAUAUUGUCUAGAUAUUGUUGAACAAUAUCAAACAUUAUUUAAUAUAAAAUGUUUUACACAAAUUUCAACAUCACUUAUUGAUUUAUAUUACAAAUAUGGAGAAUUAAAUAAUUUUAUUCGUACUAUUUCAAAUACACUUGGUAUUAAUAAUAAAAAUAAAAAAUUAUUAAUUAAAACUUUAGAAAAAAUAAUUGAAGAUUCAAAAUUCAAUGAAAUGUUUACAUUUAAAAAAUUAACAAAAAUAAAAGAUAUGAAUGAAGCAAUGAAAAAAAAUCAUUCUUAUGAUAAUAAUAUACUUUAUUAUCAUCAAUUUAUUGAAGAAUUAGCUAAUUUACUUGAAGUAUCAAAAGUUGAUCAAAUAAUUCCAACUAUUAAAACACUUAAAUUACUUGCACAUGUUGAUAUUGAACAACAAUCUACUAGUUAUUUAUCACGUAUAUCAGCAAUGAAUGUACCUAAUCAGACAUAUUCAAAUUCACUUCGAACAAACCUGUCUACUUAUAAUUAUGAACAAUCGAUUGAAAAACAAAGAACUGAAUAA
Messenger RNA from Rotaria sordida, 588 nucleotides. Lineage: Eukaryota; Metazoa; Rotifera; Eurotatoria; Philodinida; Philodinidae. The record is from the annotation of a GenBank genome assembly.